UUGAGUAUGGUCUAAAUUUAAGUGGAUGUUAAUUGUAUUUGUUGUUUAGAUUUUAGGGAUACUAUAAUUCACUAAAAUUAUAUUUUAGCUUUGAUUCAAAUCCGAAUUCAAAAGAAUGGAGCUCCAAAAUAUUCAAACCCGAAAAUGUGAGCUGAAAAAAUCCCAAAAAAACAGAUGCAACAGCCCGUUUGCCACCCGUAAUUACAAACUGUCAGUUGUACGCUGAGUACGCUGAUACAGCUUUCAAUUCCAUCUCCAACGGCGAUUCCUAUCUAGCGCUCGCCUCGGCUCCCCGGGAAAGCGGUCGUGGUUCCUCGCUGGCUCGCUCAACCCUGUAAAAGACUUAAGCGGAAGACAAUUGAUUUGAAUGCUAAAAGCGUAACCCGAAAGCGACUCCUCCCUUAAGAAUCCUCACUUCCUCUGCCAAUCAUUUUCACAAACACCUUUGCCGCAAUAUAAUUUCAAAAUCCCUGAAGUAGUGAAUAUCCGACAGUAUGCUUGGAAGGUCAAUUUUGGAAUUACCACGUUGCCGAGGGGCUCCUUGGAGAAUACCCAGGCAGAUUAUGCCCCAGUGUUCAUCACCUUUUAUUUAUUCAAGAAAGCAAUUUUCGACUUCUUCUGGAGAAAAUGGUACUCCGAAACCUGAAUCGAAGAGUGGGCUUUCAAAAUUUGUCCUUGGAACUUCUCUUAUUGGUGGUGCUAUUUUGGUUGCUUACCAAACUGGAUAUUUAGAGCAAUAUGGCGCACGCCCCAAGGUUUCUAUUGAUUCAACGAAAACUGGUUUUGAUGAGAAAGAUGAAAAGGAUAUCCAAGAUGUUUCUUCUCGUGAUGAAGAAAUAAACAAAUUGACUCCUCAUGUGGACUUGCCUGAGCAAAAAGCUGCAACUAAUAUCGAUCUACCUCCUGAGCCUGAAAUUUCAAGUGAAACCCAAGGUGAAAACCAGUCGAAUAUUGAAGGUAAGUUGAACGAGAUAAUUGAAGAAAGCACAACAUCUGUACCAGAAAAGGCAUUACCUGAAUAUUCUCAGAGCAACUUGCCAUCUGCUGAUCACAGUGCAGAUACCGAUGCAUCAGCGGAGGGGAAUCUUAAAAAGGUUGAGUCUCAAAAUGUAACGGCACUGGAGAAGGAAAUUCAAGAUAUUCCAUUGGAUACCCGAUCAAGUGCAUCCCUUGGAGAAAAGGAGACAAAAACUGUACCAUCUCCUACUACCGCAGUUAAGCUGCAGGAUGAACCAAGUAAAGGUGCAGAAGUGCUUAGUUUAGGCCCUGAAGAAAGUCAAAUAAAUUCUGUCCCAUCUCUGCAUCCCACUAUAGAAGAUAAACCCAGUAAAGAUAUAGAAGCUCCGAGUUCUCUUCUUGAUGCCUAUCACCUUAGGGAAAAGGCAGCUGAAGGCUACUUGGCUUCUCUAAACAGAAAAUAUGAGCAGCUUUCUAAAGAAAAAGAGGCUUUUGGUACCGCGAUUGAGGAACUUAAUGAGGGAUAUUUAUCGAAGGAUGGAAAAUUAGUUCUUGAUUUCCUGCAAGCCAUUCAUGCUGCUGAAAAGCAGCAAGCUGAGUUGGAUGCACGUGCUUUUGCUGAGGAAAAACGAGAAUUGAAGGAGAAAUAUGAAAAGGAAUUAAGGGAUUCAAGAGCCAGGGAACUAAUGCGUACAGAAGAGGCAGCUAUGUUGGAUAAGGAAUUGAAGAGAGAAAGAACAAAAGCAGCAGCUGCUAUAAAAUCCCUACAAGAGAGAAUGGAAGAGAAACUAAGGAUGGAACUUGAAGAAAAGGAAAGAGAAGCUGAAAUGAAUUUGAAAAAUGCACAGGAGCAAGGAAAAGCAGAAUUGGUAUCUGCAAUUGCAAAUGAGAAAGCAGCACAGAUUGAAAAAAUGGCAGAAGCAAAUUUUCAUAUAAAUGCCUUAUGUAUGGCAUUUUAUGCACAAUCUGAAGAGGCGCACAAGAUUCAUUCUAUUCACAAACUUGCUUUGGGAGCUCUUGCUCUAGAAGAUGCACUUUCCAAAGGAUUACCAAUCCAGAAAGAAAUAGAUACUCUAUACACCUAUCUUGAAGGCUUUGAGAAGGAUUCAGUAUUAGGUUUGGUCCUUUCAUCCCUUCCAGAAGAAACUCGGUACUGUGGAACAGACACUCUACUAGAGUUGAAUCAAAAGUUUAAUGCCUUGAAAGGAAACCUAAGGCAUUUCAGCCUGAUUCCACCAGGUGGUGGUGGUAUCCUGACGCAUUCUUUGGCACAUAUUGCAUCCUGGUUAAAGGUAAAAGAAGUUGACGAAUCUAGUGAAGGGAUCGAGUCUAUAAUCAGUAGAGUUGAAAUUUACUUGGCUGAAGGAAAGCUUGUUGAAGCAGCUUCCACUCUUGAACAAGGUGUCAAAGGUAGCCAAGCGGAGGAGAUUAUUGGUGAUUGGGUGAAACGAGUGAGGAAUAGGGCCAUCACGGAGCAAGCAUUAACAGUGCUUCAAUCUUAUGCAACUUGCAUCAGUCUUACCUAAUCUCCGAGUCCUGAAUAUUUGGUUCCCCUCAGGUAUGGAACUUUAAAACCUCAUUGAAUUAGGGGUUAAAGGUAAAGAAAUUUUCUGGCUUUCCUAGUCAACAUAACAGCAACCAUAUUGGUCUUUUUGCUUUUGGGAAACCUAUAUCACGAUUUUUUUUUUCUUUAAACUGUGUAGAUCGUCCCCACGAUCCUCCAAAUAAAAUUUUGGUUUCCAUAUUUUUUAGAAGCCUUCAUGUUGCAAGUAAACUUAGGAUUGUUGUAAACAACAGGCGUUAUAUAGAGCCAAUUUCUUGUUCUCUUAUGAAGAUUGUAAUAACGAUGCAUCAUUUUCUUGAACAUAUGUUAGGUGAGUUCAGUUUAGUUGAUUCAUGCAGCUACACUAGGAGCUAUCCUAGGGAUGUGUUGUCUUGGGCAAGGAGGUUUUUCAAAUUCGGACCAACUUAGCUCGAAUUAUUGUUUAAUAAUAACUAUUUUUAUUUUAAUCUAAAA
Molecule: messenger RNA, 2974 nt
Organism: Gossypium arboreum
Lineage: Eukaryota; Viridiplantae; Streptophyta; Magnoliopsida; Malvales; Malvaceae
Exons: 12
Coding region: 495-2483 (662 amino acids)
Biological process (GO): cristae formation
Cellular component (GO): MICOS complex
Source: RefSeq, a predicted model, not a curated record